GCUAACCGGAAGUAAAAAUAAUUCUGGGGAAUAUUUCUUCCUUCUUCUUUUUUUAACAAAUUGCUCACAACUUACGACUUACAAAAGUAUGAAUCACUGUUAGGAAUAUAGUUGGAUUAUAUCUCGUUCGACAGAAGCUUAGAUGGGACCUAAAUAAAAAGAAUAUCAGCAAUUAUCCGUCUAAAUGUAAAGACUAGUGAACAACACUAUUAGAAGCAGUAAUCUCUGCAACAUUCGAAGCCAUAUAACAAGCUUAUGAUACUGUGAACCUACUAAGAAUACAGAUAUCAACAGUUACAGCCAUCUCUAACAAUGGCAUCGAUAGUUGACUCAGACAAUGAUGGAGUUGAGUUCGCCACACCUACUACAUCUGUUAACUCAAGCCCCAACCACAAGUGCAGUCUGCGUGAUGAUGAGAUACCUAAUGUACAUCCGUCAAAAUUUAGACAAAGCAUCAGCAAUGAGGAGCGGUAUAUGCAUAAUCAAGGAAGGAGCAGAUCCCUCUAUGGUGCAAGCCCCAACUGCUACUUUGGACCAAAAGGUCGCAUUAUGAAGAACUCUGCAAAUACACUCACUAUUCAGGACCCAGGGAGUCAGAGACUUACCUGGUAUAAUGUACCCAAGACGACCCUCAUCAUUAAGAAGAUAUUUGACGACACAGUAUGGCAACCAUUUAAGGAUAUUGCCACAUGGCUUGUUAAGGAGAAGAAUAUGACUGUCUAUGUCGAGGAGAAAGUGAUGGAAGAACCCAAUGUUAUUAAUGACAAUGAAUUCAGAGCUCUGGCUAACCAACUCAGCACCUUCCAAGAAGGCAAAGAAGAUCUGACGGACAAAAUAGAUUUCAUCAUCUGUCUUGGAGGAGAUGGUACCUUACUCUACGCAUCUUCAUUAUUCCAGCAAAGUGUUCCUCCAGUGAUGGCAUUCCACCUUGGUUCUCUGGGGUUCCUCACCCCCCACCAGUUCACAAUGUUCAGGGAACAAAUCACUCAGGUUCUUGAAGGCAAUGCAGCCCUGACCUUAAGGAGCCGUCUGAAGUGUGUAGUACAUAAACUAGCCAUUGAUGGACCAGAUAUGUUUGAGCGAGAGAAAUCACCUGAGACUCAUCACCACCAUCAUACAAGCAAGAAACACAUUAUGGUUCUCAAUGAGGUUGUAGUAGAUAGAGGACCCUGCCCCUACCUCUGUAAUGUUGACCUCUACAUGGAUGGACGUCAUGUCACAUCAGUACAGGGUGAUGGUUUAAUCAUCUCCACACCUACUGGAAGUACCGCAUAUGCAGCAGCUGCAGGGGCCUCCAUGAUCCACCCUAAUGUACCAGCCAUCCUCAUCUGCCCCAUAUGUCCACAUUCCCUCUCAUUCAGACCCAUUGUAGUCCCUGCGGGUGUAGAGGUCAAGAUUAUGGUAAACCCAGAUGCUAGGAACAGUGCAUGGGUCUCAUUUGAUGGCAGAAAUAGACAGGAAAUCACCUCAGGGGACUGUGUGCGAAUCACAACUUCAAUCUACCCAGUACCAUCAAUAUGCAGUCAGGAUCAGAUUCGUGAUUGGUUCGAUAGUUUAGCGGAAUGCCUCCAUUGGAAUGUACGACGGCAACAGAACUCAUUCAGUCGGACCUCAACUAGCACAUAUAGCUUGGAAUCUUUAGACUUAUCCAAUAACGGUGACUCUGAUAGUCCGACAGAUAGCAAUACUUUUAGUCCUGGAUUUAGUACAUCUAGGUAACAAUAGAUGGCAUCUCACAACUUACAGGGUGGUAAAAUGCAAUUGUACAAUAUCGAUAUAACAUUAAUAUUAUUUUUUAAAUAAUUGGUGCAGUUUCUGUUAAAUGUUAAUGUUGUUUUUAACACUCUGUUAUUCAUACAAUAUGUAUACAUUGUAGUUGUAUGUUCAGUUCACAUCAUUGUUAAAAGAUUUUGAGUUGAGGACCCCACAUGUGUGUCAUUUACAGGGGUGAUUUCCUAAUUGUUUCAUUGGAACUGUGGGCGUUAUUUUAUUUUACGUACUUGUACUUUUAAGAACAUUGAAAUAUUACCUAAGCCUGGGUUACCAACAAACUGUAUUCCUUUCAGGCUUGUUAGCUUGGCCAGUAUUUCAAAAAUCUGAAUUAUUGUACAUCAUCAAGCAAAUUUUUAUUUUUAAAAUUUAUUUCUUCACAAUAUUUCAUCUUGAUUUUUCAAUUCUCGACAUGGUGCAAGCCCCAAGUUUUUUUAUUACUUUGGAAAUGUUUAUGUUACUAAGUGGCAAUAAAGCUGUUGAUAAAAAGUGCACAUAACACUGCCGGUGUACUAAUUUAUUAAAUAUCAUAAUGAUGUGAAAUGAGUUUGGGAUAUCUUGGUUAGGAGGCUAAGAAUAUGAACCCAACUAAAAAUGCUUUAAUUUCUCCAAAGAUGGAGAAAAUGAAAUAUCACCUUGUACAGUAAAGAAGAUGAUUUUAUCUUUAUGUUUAGAUAUGGGUUAAUCUUAGUCAGUCAUGCAAGAAAUAAGUUCACUAAGUGAAUAGUAUGAGGUUGAUUAAUUACUGAUCCUGAAGACUAACGCACAAAAUCAAAAUUUUUUUAAUAUAUUUAUAAUGCUUUUGUAACACGGUGCAGUAUAUAGAUCGCCUUAGAUACCAAUUGUAAAUACAUUGAUAGAUGUCUGUUUUACAGUGUGUCCCAAAAGUAAAAAUGUCUCAGCACAACAAACUUUCAGCACAAUAUAUCAAGAACUAAUUCGUAUAGCAAGUUUGACAAUUUAAGAGUGUGAAGUGUUUGUCAUUGGCAGCCAUGGCAGCUGAGUUUUGAACCCUGUUGCAGUCUUACUUUUUGUACACUCUGUAUUACAUAAACAUCACAUAUUAUGUAAUUUGUAUAAAGCAAUUUAUUCUGGAGAAUCAGGGAAAACAUAAUUAUAUUGACAUUCAUAAUGAAUGAUAGAUAUGUUAAAUGCAAAUUAAGCAGAAUACUUGAAAAGUGCAAAUAGAUGGCACUCACUUCAGUUUUGCUUUUACAGCAUGAAAAAACGUGAUUGUUAGCCUUUUGUACUCCACCUUUGCUAGUGCUAAUUUAAUACCCAUCGUGAUGUGUUGUUUGAGAAGAAUAAAAUACUCAAGCGAAAUCGGGUUUGUUAUAAUGUGUACUGUAUAGUCCAAUAAAAUUUAUUUGUGAUUUUAGAUGUAAUUUUAUGGAGAAUGCCAAAAUAAUAUUUUCUGUACUUUAAUUUCGUCCCAAGUUUAAAACAUACCCUGGGUUCACUAAUGAUGUUGUGGUGCCUGUAUAGAUAAAUAAUAACAAAUCCAGGGAACCUUGAUGACUGAUGACUCUUCUUCCAUUAGUCUUUACAUAUUAAACAUAUUUCUAGACUUGGUGCAAGGACUGGGACUGGCUAAAUUUAUACAAAAGUACAGAUUAUAUUAUUUUGCCAUUUCAUUUUAUGUCCAUGAUUAAUUUUUUGUAAAUAUUGUAAUACUAUGAUAUAAUACAUGAAAUGUAAUAAUACAAUAAAAUUAAUUUUAUUGUAAAUAUAAUACAAUACAAAGUUGCUUUUUUAAGUUUUAUUACAGGGCAAGUAAAUGGUCUUUACACAUACUGUAACAUAGUCAUGCCAUUAGAAUUUUCAUUUCCUAAUAAUUAAGGAUAUACAUAUACUUGUAUAAGUAAUUCCAUCUGGUGGCCCUGUCCUGUUGAGAUACAAUGCUCAGAAAAACCUUAGUCUCACAGAUAUUAAAUCCUGUUACUAAAAUCUCCAAACAAAACUGAAAUCAAUAUCAUCCAAAGACUUCUAAUUUGUACACAUGUCAAUGUGAGCACUUUUUCAAUCUUCCAUUGAGUGAACUCAUGAAAUAUGAACACCUGCUAACCCAAACACUUGACCGGUCCCAGUGGUGUUCGGAUUA
Molecule: messenger RNA, 3871 nt
Organism: Owenia fusiformis
Lineage: Eukaryota; Metazoa; Annelida; Polychaeta; Sabellida; Oweniidae
Source: the annotation of a GenBank genome assembly